Messenger RNA from Esox lucius (northern pike), 1776 nucleotides. RefSeq names its product GRAM domain containing 2Aa (gene gramd2aa). The transcript has 12 exons. NCBI's taxonomy places the organism in Eukaryota, Metazoa, Chordata, Actinopteri, Esociformes, Esocidae. Bases 114 to 1196 code for a protein of 360 amino acids. Gene Ontology annotation, biological process: regulation of store-operated calcium entry. Gene Ontology annotation, cellular component: endoplasmic reticulum membrane; organelle membrane contact site; extrinsic component of cytoplasmic side of plasma membrane. The record is from RefSeq and is a predicted model, not a curated record. Gene Ontology annotation, molecular function: phosphatidylinositol-4,5-bisphosphate binding.
GGCCGAGGCUCACUGACACGGACGGCAUAGGGACACGGGACGGGACGGGACGUGGUGGAGGCUCGUCUGGCUCUGCGACGACACGGGCGUGGCGGACCACAGUGCCAGGGUUCAUGGGAUGCACGAUCUACGCAGCCAGCCCUGAGGCCCUGCCGGGCGACGAGGCCACAGGCCGGGACCACCGACGCCACUACUACAGACCCCAUGGUCCCCGCUACCAGAGGAUAGCCAGGCCCAACACCAUGACGGAGCCCCAGGAGCCGAAUGAAGACGCAGCCCUCAUCUCAACCCAGGACCAGGAACCCUCCAAACAAGAAGAUACUCAAGGAGGUCAUCAUCAAUUCAGCAUACAGUUGAUUGACGACCUGUCUUAUGAAGACGUGAAGAAGUGCUACAGGGGCUCUACUGUCAGCAAGUACAACUCGCAGUACCACAAGCUCUUCCAGGGCGUACCCAAGGACGAGAUCCUCAUGAAAGUAUACUCCUGCGCUCUGCUUCGAGAUAUCCUGCUGCAAGGCCGCCUUUACAUCUCCAGAAACUGGCUGUGUUUCUAUGCCAACCUCUUUGGCAAGGACAUCAAGGUUGCCAUCCCUGUGGUCUCUGUGAGGCUGGUGAAGAAGCACAAAACGGCGGGUCUGGUGCCCAAUGGCCUAGCCAUCACCACAGACACCAGUCAGAAGUAUGUGUUUGUGUCUCUGCUGUCCAGGGACAGUGUUUAUGACGUGCUUCGGAGGAUCUGCACCCACCUCCAGGUCAAUGGGAAGAAGAGUCUGUGUCUGAAACAGUACAUGGAGGUCCCACACACCUUGUCUCUGGAUGAGUUUCCUGUCCCGGAUGAGUUCCCAGUGGCAGAUGAGUAUCCUCCGGUGUUGAAGUGGAGGAGGAAACCUUCGGCGGUGACCGUCUCCUCAUCCCUCCCUGACCUCCUUGGGAACUCCACGGGGAGCCUCAGUGCCGUGGACUCCUCCUUCCAGACAGACCCGCCGCUAGAAGACCAGGGUCUAGAGAAUGAGAAAACCCUGCUCUCAGAGCCCGUCCCGGAGUUGGGCCAGAUGGAAUAUCAGCUGCUUAAGUUCUUCAUCGUACUAAUCAUCUUGCUAAUCCUGUCAUCAUGCUACCUGGCCUUCCGCGUCUGCAGUCUGGAGCACCAGCUGUCCUUCCUGAACAACCCAACACUGCCCCUUCGAGAGAGGUAACUGCUGCUCUGCACUUUUUAUGGACACAUUCCUAUCUGUGAUCACCUCGAGACUAUGCAAACAAACUCUUUCUUUAUUAUGAUUUUAAUACAGUUUAGACUAGAAAAGGACAGCCCCUGCCUCAAACAUUUUGCUGUAGGUGAGUGACAUUGGCAAGUUGAAAGAAGAGCCAGCAAACAAGAUUGUAAAGAACUGGGAAUGGAUUAAAAAGCUCAGGAUUUGUGGAAUUGGCUGGGAAUCAGGACUUGGGAAUGAUUUCGUCUUGGUUGAAGGACUGGAAAAACACGGGAGAUAAGUCUGUUGGCGUUGGAUCAAGAUUUAUUUUUGACACAUUCACCUGCAUUGUAGCCAACUGAUCUCUUCUUCCCAUCCACUGAACCAGGAAAUACCAGCUACAGGACUUAAGAGGGCAAAACAGGAGGAAGCCAGUAGUAUGUGCUUUGCAGAACUGUAAAAAAUAUGUAUAUGACCUUUGGCCCACUAUUUCAAAUGUAGGCCACAUCAUAAAUGAGGUCUUCAUAUGUUACCAUUCUUUUCCUAGUAAAUAGUGCAAUACAAUAAUACAACUUAUUCAGCCUAA